Molecule: messenger RNA, 1935 nt
Organism: Carassius auratus (goldfish)
Lineage: Eukaryota; Metazoa; Chordata; Actinopteri; Cypriniformes; Cyprinidae
Product: E3 ubiquitin/ISG15 ligase TRIM25-like
Exons: 6
Coding region: 160-1296 (378 amino acids)
Molecular function (GO): zinc ion binding
Source: RefSeq, a predicted model, not a curated record
UUGUGAUUGGCUGCUCCAGGCUGUUGCGGCCUGUAACCCGAUAAGCUUCUUCUGUACCUGCAUUAGAGUCACUCCCAGUUUAUACACAACACUAUUGUGUGAUUCUCUUUGUCCUGCCUUGGUGACCACCUUUCAGUUCCCUCACUUCUAACCAAACACAUGCAGGAGAAAAUGGCAGGAACGAAUAUCUCUGUGGAUAAGGACCAGUUCUGUUGCUCAGUGUGCUUGGAAGUGCUAUGGGAGCCCGUCACAAUUCCUUGCGGACACAGCUAUUGUAUGGAGUGCAUUAAAGGUUACUGGAGGAAAUGUGAACUGAAAGCCGAAUUCAGCUGCCCUCAGUGCAGACGCACCUUUAGCCCCAGACCUGCUCUGGCUAGAAACACCAUACUGGCUGAUAUCGUGGAGAAACUGAGGAGAACCAGCACUCAAGAGGCUGGUGAGAAAGCAGCAGAUGUUGAAUGUGACGUUUGCACCGGGAAGAAACAUCAAGCGGUUAGGUUCUGUGUCAAAUGUCAGACGUUUUACUGUGAGAUGCACCUGAAACCUCACAAUGAAAGGAAUCGUGGCAGGAUGCAUCCGCUUUCUGAAGUUACAAAACAACUGCAGAAAAGAAUCUGUUCACGUCACAAUAAAUUGCGGGAUUUUUACUGUCGCACAGACCAACAAAGCAUUUGUAGUUUGUGCUUCAAAGAUGGACACAAGGGUCACAGUGUGGUGUCUGUGAUGGAGGAGAGGAUGGAAAAACAGAAACAUCUUGAGGAAGCAUGGAAAAAGUCAAAACUGAGGUGUAAGGAACGAGAAAAGGAACUCCGAGAUAUUGUAAAAUACGUCAAGCGCUCAGCACAAGCGGUUGAGGAUGACAGUGAAAAGAUCUUCACCAGACUGCUGCGCUCCGUCGAAAGGAAGCAUUUGGAGGUGAAAGAGCUGAUCAGAGGUGAGGAGAGGACAGCUCUCGAACAGACAGAGAAGCUUCUAGAACGACUGAAUCAACAGAUAGUUGAACACCGGAGAGGAGAGGCCGAGCUAGAGGCGCUCUCAAACACGGAGGAUCAUAUCCAUUUCCUGCAGAACUAUAAGACGCUCUGUGCUCCUCCUGACGCCGGGGGUCGGCCCAGCAUUGACGUCCAUCCGUACUUCUCUUUACUGAUAUUGAGAAAAGCUCUCACAGAGCUGAGAGAUAAAGUCAACGAGGUCUGUGACAGAGAAUCAACCAAGAUCGCAGAAUUAGUUGAUGAAGAGCACAAUCAGUCAGCUGAAAACUCCUUGAGCUGUCCGUUGAACACUGAUACAGACUGAUGUGAUUUGACGUAGACCAAACACCGCCAACUCUUUCCUCCGUCUUUCUGGAGACACUGCAGAGGUCACGACCGACCACGAGCUGCAGCCGAUCAUCCAGAGCGCUUCAUCAGCUGGACUCAAGUCUUCUGCACCGAAGGUCUCUCUGGACGUGGAUACUGGGAGGUGAAGGAGUUUCUAUUGCUACUUCCUACAGAACUGGAGGGAAUAUAGACCAAGAACUGGGAUGGCAACUCAAAAUCAUAGAGCGUAGAUUUCUCUGAUUCUGUUUGUUCCGGCACAAUAAGUUUAGUGUUGAAAUACACGAUCCAGUACUACACAUAGGUGUGUAUCUCAUCACAGAGCUUUAACUCUGGCAUUUUAUUGCAUUUCUCUGGCAGAAGAUACCAUGACUUUUGCUGAAUCGAGAGUAAACCACUUUCACACAGUCUCUCUCUCCUGGUUUCUGGGUUGGACUUGGAUCUACUUUAAAAACUCAGUCGGACUUUAAGCUCUUCAGCUUAGUCACACAUUGUGCUCUCAUUUUGUUUCAAUGAACAGUUCACCCAAAAAUCAAAAGGAUAUCAUUCGCUCACCUUGUUGCAUUUGUGUUUUUCUCCUGUGGCUUAUUGUAGAGCCCAUGCAACAUUAUAAAAAGCA